Messenger RNA from Theobroma cacao (cacao), 2691 nucleotides. Its product is annotated as Zinc-finger domain of monoamine-oxidase A repressor R1 protein. The record is from RefSeq and is a predicted model, not a curated record. Gene Ontology annotation, biological process: regulation of DNA-templated transcription. NCBI's taxonomy places the organism in Eukaryota, Viridiplantae, Streptophyta, Magnoliopsida, Malvales, Malvaceae. Gene Ontology annotation, cellular component: nucleus.
GACAAUUUGGCGCCCAGCUCUGUUAAAAAUUUACAAUUUUUCCGGGAAUUCCCAAACAUUUUCCAUACUGUGUUUUUCUCAAAAUCAGUCCCGCCACUAAGGAGAAAGAGGGAAACUCAAAACCAAAACCAAAUUUGAAAAGCUCCCAAAAACAGAAACAACAAAAAGGCAUAUAUUCAUAUGUUCACGAUUCAGUGAAUCAUUUGGUUGAGAAUUUGAGAAAAGCUCAUGGCUGUUGCUUCAACUUCUGCUUCGAAAAUGGAAGAAGGAAAGCAAACAACGGGCAAUGGUGGAAUUCGUGUCGUCGGACGAAGAAUUUUUGAUUCUGAAAGUGGACAAACUUGUCACCAGUGCCGACAAAAAAUAAAGGGUUUCUUGGCUCCAUGCAAGAAAUUGAAAAAGAAGAAGCAAUGUCCCAUUAAGUAUUGCUGUAAAUGCUUAUUAAACAGAUAUGGAGAGAAUGCAGAAGAAGUCGCAUUGUUGGUCGAUUGGAAUUGUCCCAAGUGCAGAGACAAUUGCAAUUGUAGUCUCUGCAUGAAGAAAAAAGGUCACAAACCUACAGGUAUUCUUGUGCACACAGCCAAAGCAACUGGGUAUUCUUCUGUUUCAGAAUUGCUUCAAGCUAAAGGGCCUGAAAGUUUUGGAUAUGAAAAGAUUGGAAAAGAUAUAAGUGUUUCACCAAAGAAGCAAGUUGCUUCCAAGAAGGAGUCUAUGGCCGCUUCACCGAGGAAGCUUGGGAAGGAAAAUUCUUUUGAUGGAGACUCUGAUUCCAAGGUUGAUUCUCAGAAUUUGACAUCAUUUUCUAAUGAAAACAAAUCUAAGAAAAUGAAACGAGAAGGAUUGAAGGAAUUGUAUAAUGGCAAUGAAGAUCAUGAGCUAUCUUUGAAGAAAAAUAGUCCAAAAAAGCCUAAAGUCUUGAAUGAAGCUUCAAAGAAAAAAGUGAAGGGAAAUGGAAAAGAUAGUGGUUGUGUUUCAGAUAAAAACAACUCUAAGACAGAAGUGCAAAUGGAUGAUCCUUCCUGUCCCAGUAAAGGAGACGAAACUAAAUGUGCAAAAAGCAAGAAGGCAGGAGUUCUAAAUGGUGUUAAAAUUCCUGGGGAAAUUUCUAAGAAAAGGAAGCCCACAAUUUCCGAUGAAGAGUCCUGGGAAAAACUGAAGUUAAAGGAAAAAUUUAAGGGUGAUUUUACGGAGGAAAAGAAUUCUAAGAUGCAAGUUCUAGAAAGUAGCACCAUAUCUCCUGUUGGAAAUAAAAAAAAUGGUGUAAAAAGUGAGGAUCCUGGAGGUUUAAUUGGUUUUGAAAAUGAUAACAACAGUGCUGAGCUCAAGUCAGAUACAGGGCCUAGAAAAAAUAAAAAGUGUACUACACAAGUGUUGGAUAAAAAUUUUGACAUGGACAUUCAAUUGCCACAGGGCACCAGUUUAAUAACUGUUGCAGGUGUUGACUUACCUCCCCAAGAUGUUGGACAUGCAUUGCAAUUCUUAGAGUUCUGUGCUGCUUUUGGAUUGGUUUUUGAUAUGAAGAAAGGGCAAGCAGAAUCUGUAAUUAGAGAAAUAAUCCGUGGACGUGGAAGGUGCCGAUUACAGUACUCUCCACUAGCCCAACUUCAUACACAGUUGUUGUCUUUAAUACAAAAGGAUAUGGGGAAAAAGUUUCCAUCUUUAAGAACAAGUGACCACACUUCAUGGUUCCGAGCUCUUGGCCAAUGUGUGUCUGAAUCCCAAUGUGCACUGGAAGAAGUUCCUUCCAUUUUUUUUGAUAAGGGUGUGGAUGCGUAUAAUAUGUUAGACAGUUCUACAAAGCUUAAGCUUUUAAACUUCUUAUGUGAUGAAGCCCUUUGCACUAUAACAUUGAGGAGUUGGAUUGACAAACAAAAUUUAGAGUUUGUUGAUAGUGAGAAGGAAGCAAAAGAAAAGAUUCUUGCUGCAAGGGAUAAGGAAAAACAAUUAAGGCAGAAAAUGCAGGAUGAGGUUGCCAAAGUCAUUACUGGAAGAAGUGGUGCUCCUGUGUCAGUUUCUGAGCAUGAGACUCUUGUUGCACAAAUGAAAAGAGAAGCAGCUCAAGCUCAUGCAGAUGUGCUCCAGGCAAUGGGCAUGUUACCAAAGAAGAGACAAAGAUCUGAUGCUGUUAGAACGGCACCUAUUGUAUUGGAUGUUAAUGGUCAUGCUUUCUGGAGAUUGAGAGGGUAUACCAGUGAACCGUAUAUUUUGCUGCAAGAUAUUGGGACCUUGGAUCCAGUAGCACCUGAUGAAAAAUGGUUUGCCUAUGAUGUUGAACAGAAAGCACAUGUAGAGAAAUACAUUUCUUCUAUAAGAACAAAAAGGCUUAGGAUUCAGAAACUUUCAGAUAGCCUUCCAAUUGCUAGUGUUGAAACUAACUCGUAGCAUGCAUAGUCCAUGUGAUUGGCCAUUCUUUCAGAACAGAAGAAUGGGGAGGCAUGGCUGCUAGCUAUGAGCAACAGUUGAAAACAUCAUCAGUUUGCUUGCUAAUUCAUGAUGAAUUUGCAUUGCACACAUUGUUUUUUGGUUCCCAAUUAUUUGAUUGCGGAAUUGUAAAGGAUAACAUUGUAAGGUGGCAUGAUUCAGCUGAUGAUUGAUAGCAUUUUGUAAGUCAUAUGAAAUAUUGUACGUUGCAUGAUUGUAUAAUUGUUAUAUAAAUAUAAAUGAUACUUCCAAUAGAUUUGUUCUUUAAUA